Lynx canadensis (Canada lynx) is the source of this 2817-nucleotide messenger RNA. RefSeq names its product adhesion G protein-coupled receptor G3 (gene ADGRG3). Bases 65 to 1945 code for a protein of 626 amino acids. The record is from RefSeq and is a predicted model, not a curated record. Lineage: Eukaryota; Metazoa; Chordata; Mammalia; Carnivora; Felidae. Gene Ontology annotation, molecular function: G protein-coupled receptor activity. The transcript is spliced from 13 exons. Gene Ontology annotation, cellular component: membrane. Gene Ontology annotation, biological process: adenylate cyclase-activating G protein-coupled receptor signaling pathway; cell surface receptor signaling pathway.
AGCCUGGGGCCAGAGGGACACAUAGACACCGGGCUCCGGCCAGCGCGGACAAGGCUGGCCAAGGAUGGUGACACCCGGGGCCCUGAGGGUCCUGUUUCUCCUGCUCCUCCUGCUCUGGGCCUCAGGUAUGGAAAAUUCUAGGAUCCUGGAGCAACCGAGAAACGUCUGCCUGGGGCUCAUCAAUGAGGGCAACUAUGAGUCCUUCCACCUGGAGAACACAGCUGGCUGCUUCACGAAAUGCAGGCAGUCGGGGAAUGAACCCUGCGACCUGAAAAACUUACAGAGAUACUGGCUGAAAUACGAGUUCCAUCUGGUGGAGAAUCAGAUGGGGAUAGUGAAUACGUCUUUUUUGAAGGCUGUUGUCCAGAGUGUCAGCACCAACAUCUCAGAAGACCUGCUCUUCUCUCUGACGCCUUCCCAGGUUCCAAGGCCAGUGACAGAGGAGGAGCAUGAGCCCCCCGACAGAGUCCGGCUGCCCCGGAGUCUCUUUGAAUCCCUGCAGGACAGCAGGUCGGUGGUCCGGCUGGCCAUCACGCUCCUGGACAUCGGUCCAGGGAAUCUCUUUAAGGGCCCCGAGCUCAGCCUGGAGGACAGCAGCAGCGUGUUGAACAACCGCCUGGUGGGCUUGAGUUUGGGCAAUAUAUCUGUCAGCAGGCUGGCUGAGCCUUUGGAGAUCACCUUCUCCCAUCAGCGCCCACCCUCUAACAUGACCUUCAGCUGUGUGUUCUGGGAUGUGACUAAAGGGUCAACAGGAGACUGGUCUUCCACAGGCUGCUCCACAGAGCUCAGCGCCAAGAGGACUGUCUGUCGCUGUGACCACCUGACCUUCUUCGCUUUGCUGCUGAGACCGAUCUUGGACCGGGCCACGGUGCAGGCCCUCAUUCGCAUUUCCCAGGCUGGCUGUGGAGCCUCGAUGAUCUUCCUGGCCUUCACUGUUCUCCUGUAUGCUGCCCUGAGCCCCCAGCAGCCCCACUCCCUCCGUCUCAGAGCAAGCCGUGAGCGUGAGCGGUGCCACCCCUGUCCCCAACCAAGCCCCCGCCUGGGACACAGCCCCCAUCCCCAACAAGCUGAGCAUGACCUGCCAGCUGGCCGCGCCGCUGGACCCUGUGAGCCCGGCUUGGAGCGCCAGAAGGAAUCGUCACCAACUCUCGAGGGUGGGCCCUGGCGUCUCAGGUUCUACCGGCAGCGGUUCAAGUCAGAAGAUGCCCCCAAGGUCCACGUGGCCCUGAGCAUUAGCUUGUUUCUCCUGAAUCUAGCCUUCUUCAUCAAUGUGGGGCAUGGCCGUGAGCCGUCAGAUGCCACCUGCUGGGCCCGGGGGGCCAUCUUCCACUAUUUCCUACUCUGUACCUUUACCUGGAUGGGCCUGGAAGCCUUCCACCUCUACCUGCUUGUCAUCAAGGUCUUCAACACCUACUUUGGGCACUAUUUCCUGAAGCUGAGCCUCGUGGGCUGGGGCCUGCCUGCCCUAAUCGUCAUUGGCACCGGGAGCGCCAACAGCUAUGGCCACUAUGCCAUCCGCGACAAGAAGAACAUGGCCACGCUGGAGCUGUGCUGGUUCCGUGAGAAGACCGCUGUCUCUGCCCUCUACGUCACCGUCCAUGGCUACUUCCUUAUCACCUGCCUCUUCAGCGCUGUGGUCCUGGGCCUGGUGGCCUGGAAGAUCUUCACUCUGUCGACUGCCACAGCAGGCAAGGAGCAGGGACCGAACUGGAAGGGAGUGCUCACCGUGCUGGGCCUCUCGAGCCUGGUGGGUGUGACCUGGUGGCUGGCCAUCCUCACGCCCCUGGGCCGAUCCACCAUCUAUGUCUUCGCGCUGUUCAACUCCCUGCAAGGUGUCUUCAUCUUCUGCUGGUUCGCCGUGCUCUACUUCCCCAGCCGGACUGCCGUGGCCUCCUCUUCUGGCACCGCCAGAAUUGACCAGGUCCACACCGCGUCUCAAGAAUAGGGGGCCUCCGUGGGGUCAGGCUGGGAGCCGGCCGCACAUUGUGGACUCGGCUCUGACUCCCUCUGUGAACUCAGGCUGCUCCUUGCCUCCUCCUGGCCUUCAGUUUCUAUGUUUGUACAAUGUGGCUGGGGAAGGGAGGUGAUGGGGGCCAGUUUGGACCACCUGGCCUCAGUGGUUCCAUCCAGAUACUUCUGUGGGUCCUGGAGUCCACAAAUCCAGGAUUGCGAGAGUCUGAAGACCGCUGCCAGCAUAGAGCAGUGCCCUCACCUGUACCUGUACCUGCACCUCCUGCCUACCGAGCAAAACAGCUCAUCUCUGCCAUUGGCCACCUCUGGUUUUAGUCACAGGGGACUCUGUUAUCAGAAUUGCCCCUUGAAGGAGUCCCAGCCUCUCCUCUUCUCCCUCUUACCACCGCCCUCUCACAACCCCACCCUCUGGCUGCCUGUUCUCAGGCACUUGGACAGUUGUGCACUAGAGGUUUGGGUCUAUCUAUGGAUAGAUAAGCAGGAGCCCCUGCCACCGGGGGCCGCCCACCCUCCAGCUGUCUGGGGACACCGAAUUUCAGAGGAUGCCACUUACUCAAUAGUGGGUGUGAUAUCAUAAGCAGGCUCCCCUCCCCACCCUGACCGCCACACGUGUGGCCUGACCUCUGAUCUGCUGUCAUAGUGGGGUGGAAGGCAGAUGGUCCAGAGCUCCGCACACCUGAGGGCCGAGGGGCAGGGGAGAGGGCUGGGCUGAGCAGAGAGAGGGCAGGCAUUGCCCCCAGAACCUGAGCUCCUAUCAAGCAGGUCCAUCAGCCUCAUUCACCGGUUCAGCCCAGCCCGAGCCUGGCACGUUUCAGGCCCCAAAUAAAUAUCUGUUGUCUGAAUAGA